Molecule: messenger RNA, 2986 nt
Organism: Anguilla rostrata (American eel)
Lineage: Eukaryota; Metazoa; Chordata; Actinopteri; Anguilliformes; Anguillidae
Gene: rsu1
Product: Ras suppressor protein 1
Exons: 9
Coding region: 139-1134 (331 amino acids)
Biological process (GO): signal transduction
Molecular function (GO): protein binding
Source: RefSeq, a predicted model, not a curated record
GCGAUUUUUUUUGUACAGCAGUUUUCGGAUUGGGAGCCCGUUAUCCUUGUGCAAAACAAUUUAGCAAAUUGGUUCGAGAGAGUUUCAACGGGUUAGAAUCGCAUUUGGGUUGUUUGUCAUUCGUCCAACCAACAUAAAAUGUCAAAGUCUUUGAAGAAGAUCGUGGAGGAGAGUCGGGAGAAGAACUUGCCCGAAGUGGAUAUGUGUGACAGAGGCAUAUCUAACAUGCUAGAUGUUCCUGGGCUUUUCACUCUGUCCAACAUCACCCAGUUAGUCCUGAGCCACAACAAACUAACGACUGUCCCUCCCAACGUCGCCGACAUGAAGAACCUGGAGGUGCUGAACGUCUUCAACAACCAGAUCGAGGAGCUGCCCACCCAGAUCAGCAGCCUGCAGAAACUCAAACACCUGAACCUGGGGAUGAACAGGAUGAGUUCUCUCCCCCGUGGUUUUGGCUCCCUUCCCGCUCUGGAGGUUCUGGACCUGACCUACAACAACCUGAACGAGUCGUCCCUGCCCGGAAACUUCUUCUACCUCACCACUCUGCGCGCACUCUAUCUCAGCGACAACGACUUCGAGGUCCUCCCGCCUGACAUCGGCAAGCUGACCAAGCUGCAGAUAGUGAGUCAUUUAUCUAAAUUCCCGCCUAAAUCAAUCCUCACUUCUGUGUGUUUUUUUUUUUUUUUUUUUGUGUAUCUUAUUGUUUGCCUGCUGUACGGGUCUGGUGGCCCAGAUCUGUUUGAGAAUGGAUUUAAGGUUUUUAGCUUUGCCCAGAUCAGAACUAAGUGUUACACCCCGACCCGCCCCUGCCUCUCUCUCUCCCCCUGUCCCCCUGUCUCUCUCUCCCCGUCUCUCUCUCUCUCUCUCCCUCUCUCCCUCCCUCUCCCCCUGUCCUCAGGUAACCUGGACCUUACGGGGCCCAAGCAGGUCUUCAAAGCGGAGAACAACCCUUGGGUGACCCCGAUAGCGGACCAGUUCCAGCUGGGCGUGUCCCACGUCUUCGAAUACGUCCGCUCCGAGACCUACAAGUAUCUCUAUGGGAGGCACAUGCAGGCCAACCCUGACCCUCCCAAGAAGAGCAACGACAAGUCCAAAAAGAUCAGCCGCAAGCCACUGGCAUCCAAAAACAAGUGAGGAGGAGGAUGAGGAAGAGGAGCACCGCCAUAUCGGGAACCUCGCUGCACGUGCCUUUCCCCACAUUUUUCUAUUUAUUUACUAAGUCUUUUUUUAUUUAAAUAUGCAUUUUAUACUGCAAAAAAGCCACAGUUACGCUGUGCUGGCGUUGUCAGAGCGGAGUUGGGCGGUGGGGAGGGGUGACACAGAGCACGCCUUUACUGCUACUAUUAAAAAAAUGUUUAUUGCUGAGGUGGGCAACCAGGGCCAUGCCUGUUACUGGUUUCCAUGCCAACUCCUGGCCUUCGUUAUUUAAUUAGCCCUACCAUUCGACGUUUCAGCUACGUUUCUUUUGUAAGUGCACGAAAGACAGCUGAAGACUGUUCUUAUGUCCCCGUGUGAAACGUUUUACUGCGAUAUACUCCACCAGUGAAACAGUGUUAGUGUCUACGGCCAGUUAGCGCUCUUAGCCACGGUGACUGGUGGAAACGAAAGCCCGCUCACACACACCGGUCCUCCAGGACCGGAAAUUGCCCCCCCCCCCCCCCCCGGUUUAUUAUAUCAGGUGGUCCGGUUUCUGAGUCAGCAAUGCAGGGGUUGAGAAGGGGAGGUGUUCAGCGUCUGGAGGAGUUUAGUGACAGACUCCUGCUCCAUUAUCUAUUCAGUGCAAGAAUUUUAUUAUUUUUUUGAUCAGAUGUGCUGGAAGUUCUACAGUUGCUCACCGCGCAGUGCGCCGUUGGUGUCCAGCGUAAGAGUAAAUGGUAAAUGGACUGCAUUUAUAUAGCGCUUUUAUCCAAAGCGCUUUACAAUUGUAAAGAGUAGAAUUUACAAAUUUAUAGGAGUAAAGCACCGCCGGUCUGUGCAGUUGUUUAGAGUAACUGCAUGGAGUAUAAACCAGGGCACAAGGACCCGGCCGGACUGUGGCUGUACUCCCCUCUGCAUUUCUACAGGAAGCCAAAUGAAAAAUCAUAUUUAAAAUAACCUAACCACAGCAGCGGAGAAUGGCGCACAACCCUAGCCUGUUGCUGUUUCCUGGCUGGCUUCGCGUGGGGUUUUCCACAUGGAUGUAUUUGACCCGAUGGAUGCGUGUUUGGCUGAACAGCUUGCCGUUUAAUGAGCGGUUGGACUGUUCUGCUGUGUUAAUUAAGCAAAGGUCAGUGUGCCAGGUCCGGAACCUUACUGUGUGUUAUGGUGCUACUCGCUGAAGGUGUGCACUCUCCCAUCCCAAACAGUAUUGUCGCCCCCGUGACAGUGCCUGCCCACUGUAGGGAAUGGAGCACAGAGAACGUUCCGGAACCCAGCGGACCCAGUUCUUCCCCAGUUGGUAUCCUGGGACAUUUAAAAAAAAAAAAAAAAAAAAAAAAGACGACACAUUUUGAAAGUCAUCUUCUCCUGCUGUGGUUGCUGGAGGCUGUGCCCCCGCCCCCUCCCCCAGCCGGUCUCUGAGCCAAUCAAAAGGCUUUGUCCAGUUGUGCUGAAGCACCGUGAUUGGUGGAAGUUUGUCCAAUCAGUCCCCGAAUGAUUUUGGACUCCAUUUUGGCUCUACCUACUGUGGGUCCCUUGCCUUUCAAUAAAGUCAAAACCCCAGAAAACAGGUCACCAGUUACAGUUAGCAAAGGCCUUUUAAAAACUCGUAAAAACAGUUACCUCGGUACCUACAAAACGGGAGCGUGGCCUUAAAUGUCUGAACAAACCUUCCGCACAUUUAAUUUCCAUCAGCGUCGUGCCAACAGUCCAAAACAUUUCAUCGAGAUGAAUGAGUGAAUGUCGACUUCAUUCAGCCGGUAGCUUUUAUAACUAUUUUAUAUCACUGCAUUAUAGCCGAAUGUGUACUGCCUAUAUUUUAAAUAAAGUUAUCUCUUUGUUUGAACCA